Messenger RNA from Protobothrops mucrosquamatus (brown spotted pit viper), 10132 nucleotides. RefSeq names its product BRCA2 DNA repair associated (gene BRCA2). NCBI's taxonomy places the organism in Eukaryota, Metazoa, Chordata, Lepidosauria, Squamata, Viperidae. The transcript has 27 exons. Gene Ontology annotation, cellular component: nucleus. The record is from RefSeq and is a predicted model, not a curated record. The coding region runs from base 20 to 9664 and encodes 3214 amino acids. Gene Ontology annotation, biological process: double-strand break repair via homologous recombination; regulation of DNA-templated transcription.
UAAUUGUAUCAGCAGUGUAAUGGAUAAGAAAAAUGUUGAUACAUCUGCAAAGAAACCAUCUUUCUUUGAAAUAUUCAAAACACAAUACAUCGAAUCAGACCUAGGACCAAUAAGUCUCAAUUGGUUUGAAGAACUCAGCUCAGAAGCUCCACCUUAUGAUGUGAAUAAAACAGAAGACCCCUUACACAAAACUAUGGAUCAAAAUACUUUCAAAACCCCAAAAGGAAAGUUGUCUAUAAAUAACUCAUCAGUAUCAACUCCCAUGAUUUUUAAAGACCGGAAUAAAAAUUUAAAAACAUUUACUUCUCCUGUAGAAAAAUCAGCUCAGUCCAGUGAAGAAACAGGUAAAACUUUCUGUGAAAUGCCUACACUGAGGACACAAGUGGGUGAAUCAAAUGAAGGAAUGAAUCUUUCUAGUUCCUGUGUCAUUGCAAGUCCGGUUGUACAAGAAAAACAAAAUAAUAAUUAUGUACUAAAUGAAAGUUUAUUACAAACACCCAAGAUUUUUGAGGUUCAGACACAGAAAUGCAUCUCUGAGAGCUUGGGAGCAGAGGCAGAUCCUGAUAUGUCUUGGUCAAGUUCAUUAGCAACACCUCCUACACUUUCUCCAACUGUCAUAAUAGAAAGAAGAAAUGAUUCCAUUUGUGGAACAAAGAUCCAUAAUGAAGUAAUUGAUACUAUCAUGUAUGGUAUUUUUUCCAAAUAUGAAAAAAGUCUCAAGAGCAAUAAUAUUAAUAAGCAAUCUUCAUCAGGUAUUGAAAUUUCACAUGCAGAAAUGGACAGCAAAAUCCACAAUCUUGAAAGUUUUUUAAAUGAGUCUUUUGAUAAGAAUGCAUUUCCUGUUGAGCUACAUGGAUACCAAAAGCCAUCAAAUGUAUCAAAAGAUGAAGAUAAUCAUGAUGGAACAAAUGAUUUUUCUCUGAAUAUUGCCAACAGCAGAGUUUUUCUUAAAAAAAUUAACUCGGUUGAAGAGAAUAAAAAAGCUCUUUUUUAUGAAAAGAAUCAUGAGGAACUUGAAGGAGAAUAUGAAAUGAUUAAGGCUUCUAAGGAAAGUAGUAAUGAAAUAAAAUAUGAAAGAAAGUUAAAAUCUUCUAAAUAUAACCUGAAUAUAAAUGUCCCAGAAAUACAGAAUGCAGUGAAUAGAAAGAAGAAUAUGCCAUCCUCUUUGCUUUAUCCAUGGUCUCAGUUGGACUUGUCUGGUCUUGAAAUAACGCAGCUUGAAAAAAAAUUCAUGAAGGGUAUUAGUUCAUCUUCUACCUUGCAGGUCAAGAAAAGUUCUCCUGGUAGUCCAUCAUCUGUUAAAAAAGAAUGCAGUAGUCCUAAAAUAGUAAAAUCAUAUAUGUUAAACUCAACAUGUCUAAUACAAGAUAGUAAGAUGAAAUCUCCGAAAAAGUUAUUAGUUUCCGAAAACACCCCUUUAUUGAUUAAGAAUGAUUCAAUGUCAUUGAAACAUGCUGAGGAUGAGGAGUUUUCUUUUGUAAAUUUUUCAGAGAAUAAUUAUUGCUUAAAGAGCAGAACUUUAACAGAAUUCUCAGAAGUCCAAAGUAGUUGCUCUGAUUUCUCAAGAAAGGAUAAAAGUUCUUCCAGCCAUCUUCUAGGUAAUAUUUCAAAUCAAGCUUCUAGCAAUGACAGACAACACACAAAGUCAAGCUUGAAAAAUAUUAGCUCACUUUCCAGUUUGAAAAGGCGGCCCAAAAAAUUCAUUUAUGCUCUAAACAAUUCUCUAGUUCAGCAGGAAGAAGGAACUACACAGAGAGAUGGAUCUCUUACUUGUUUUGUGCCAGUGUGUACAAAUUUAGAAACCGGUAUCUCUGAACUUUCUGAAAUCCUAAUCAAGAAUGAAGGACAAAUUAAAAGUGCUGAUAAUCAUUCCACAAAAGCAAGCAAGCAAAUAGAUUCUGAAAAAUGCUAUACAUCUGCUAACAUGGUAUAUGAAACUCCAAGUAGUAAAAAGUCAAAUAUCGAACAUAACACUACUGAUAGUUCAGCACUACUACUAAAAAAUAAUAUGAAGAAAGAAACUGUAAUGUUUUCUAGAGAUAUUGCUGCUAAUUAUCAAACAGAGGUAGCUGAAAAAGGACUCCAUGAAAUCUGUGACAGUAAUACUUGUGUGGAUAGAAAGACUGAUUUCCCAAAUUAUAGUUCAUCACAAGCAUUUAUUGAAGAAUGUACAGUGCCAAUGCAAGUAUCAGAAACAGAAAAUAAACAAGUAACCUUGGAAUUAACUGCACAUUCAACAAAAGCAUCAAAAUCUAAAACUAUGGUAUUGGAGAAAGGAAUGGAUACAAUACUGCCUCCAUUACUAAGUUUAAAUUGUAAUAAGCAGAGAGAGUUAGGAUGUCUUUGUCAUAGGAAAAUCCAGAAAUUCAAAGGUUUUAAGACUGCAUCUGAUAAACAGAUACUGCUAUCUGCUGAUAAGAUCAGAAAAGGCAAAUUAUUGUUCAAGGAUAUAGAAGAUCAACUUCCUGAGGACUUCCAGAAUGAAGAAAAAGGCGCUAUUUCAAGUAAAAAUAAACAGGAAAAUACUGAGAAUUUUUCAGUUGGACAAAAUGAACUAAAUAAACAUUCAUGUAACUUUUUACCUGUUUCUGAUUCUAUGGUGAAUUCUAUUCACUCAAAUGAUAUGAAAAUUUGUUUUCCUGAAUAUGACAAUAAGUCUGUUCAAAAUGUACUUAAAAAACAACACCCUGAAAAAAAACAAAAUUUAACAGCAAGCCAAGUAGCUGAAAUUACUGAACUUUCUAAUAUAUUGGAAGAAACAGACAGUCAAUUUGAAUUUACUCAGUUUAGAAAAUACAAGACUAAGGUGUACAAUAACACUAACGAGACUAGAUGUUUUGAUAAAAAAUGUUUACAUUCUAAGAAUUGGAAAGAUAUAGGAUUUGUGGACGAUUUUGUGCAAAAGAAUCCAGGUGAUAAUCAGUCCUCCUUUAAGCAUAUAGAUACUGGUGAAUGUAAUGUUGACAGACAAAGCAAUGAGCAGGUUAUAUUGCUGAAAUCAAACAGAAAAGAAAAUAAAUGUUUUGUCCAAGUUAUUUCAGAUCCCUUACAGUCUGAUCUGGGAAAUCAUAGUUCAGUUAAGAACAAAGAUGAGAUUACAAGAAGAGGUACAGAAUUAGCCAGCAAUCUGAACGGAAUGGGUGAAAUAUUGAACUCCUAUAAAAUAGAAUCUGAUGGUUCAAACAAAUGCAAUAGGUGGCAUAUGCCUGUGAAAGAAAUAGAUAUUGAUUGGCCUCAGAAAGCCAAAAAAGAAGCCGCUGGAUAUGUAAUACAAGGUACCACAAAAGAUACAAUUGCUUUUGUAAAAGAAGACACAGAAAAUAGGUUAAAAGAUGUGGACUGCCGUAAAGAUAGUGUUGUCCAGAUUACUAGCACUACAGAAGUUAACUUGAAAAUUAUUCAAAAAUAUUCUGUACAUGUAUCAGAAAAUGAAUUGUUAUCCACUAAAAAUCAAAAUGCUUUACCUGUACAUCAUUUUGUAAAUUGUGGGAAAACUUGCUGUACCAAUAAUUGCCCAGAAACUUUGUCUGAUCUAACAUGCUUAGUUGAAGUUGCUAAAACCGAAAAAAAUACUUGGAGUGAUGCAGGUGCAAAAGAAAGCUUUAUUUCAGAACAAGAGGAAAAAGUAAAUAAGCCGGGGGAAAAAUAUUUUCUACAGAGUAUUCACACUGUUACCAAUGGGAACAUACUUGCAGAAAAAAGUAAGAGACUUAAUUUGUUGAUUGGCUCUGAUAUCCAGGAAGAGAUAAAUAAUAUGUCAUACUGCAAAAGGAAGAUAAAUGCUAGCCAUAAAGAAGUUAUCCCUUCUAUGAAAGAGAGUACAGAACUAAAUCAGACUGAAAUCUUUUUUGGAUGCAACCAUGAGAAUGUCUCUGAAAACAGGGAAAAACAAACUAAUGGCUUUCAUACAGCUAGUGGUAAGCAAAUUACAUUUACUGACAAAUCUUUACUUAAAGCAAGGCAUCUUCUUUCAGAAGAAGCUCUCUUUUUUGGAAAUAUGAAUAAUAUUGGUAAUCUUAUAAAGCCUAGUGUUGAAGAUUCAGUUAAACAACAUUUUAAAUUUGGAGAAGGAGCUGAAAAAUGUAGAGAAAUUGGACAUCCUAAAGAUAAUUUUGGAGAUUCUUUGGGUGUGCUGUCAAAUACAGUUAAACAGGGCUUAAAGAGUGGACUGACCUUUAAAGGACUGGCCUUGAAUACAGAUGCAUCUGAAUCACAUUUUAAUGGAGGAAAAAAAAUCAGUAUUUUGGAAGAAGCAUGUAAAAGUCAAGAUUCAAAAUGUGAUUUACAUUUAGUGGAUACUGGCACCUUACAGAAAUAUCCAACUAAUGAAGAGAGAACCUCAACUUCAAAACAAUUGAAAGUUAGACCAGCUGCAUUCAGUUUCAAAACAGCAAGUGGUAAAGCUGUUAAGGUUUCUCCACAGGCAUUAAAAAAUGCCCAACAAUUUCUUCAUAAAAACUACAGUAACUUGGAAUCUCAUUCUGAAACAAAUAAAUGUAAUACGUUAGGAAAUUCUUUGGAUGCUUUUGGCAGUAAAAACUGCGUUACUUCUGGUUCCUUGAAUGCAGAGAAGAUGCCGAUGGGAUAUUCAGAUGUAUCCCAGUUUCCUAGAACCAAAGAACUGUGUAGAACUGCCCAAACAUUACCAUGUGCUAUGCCCAUGUUAGUGGACACCGUCUCUGAAUCAAAUUGUGAAACUUCAGAUGAAAGUUUUGAAAUGGGCACGUGUUUUAACACCAGGGUUUCCACCAAAGGGAACCGUAUAUCAGAUUUGUCUACCGAUAAAUGCAUGUUUUUUAGCACAGCAAGUGGUAAGCCUGUUCAGUUAUCUAAAGAAUCACUGAAUAAAGCAAGACAACUUUUUUCUGAAAUUGAACCUAAUUUAUCAGAUCACAAUUUCAGCUGUAAUGAGAUACAUUCAGUGAAGAACAUGAAUACAACUGAGUCAGAUGUUAAUGCAGAAAUUAAUGUCAACAUAUCUGGCGAAACCUGUAGAAAUGAAAAUUGGAUGACACCAAAGCAUAGCUUGCUUUUCUUGGAUAUUAGCACCUUAGAAAAACCCUCAACUAAUGGAGAAAAAGACUCCCUUUCAAAACAGUUGAAAGCUAGACCAGUUGCAUUCAGUUUCAAAACAGCGAGUGGUAAAACUGAUAAUGUUUCUCAGGGAGCAUUAAAAAAUGCCCAACACUUUCUUCAUAAAAAUCUCAAUAACUUAGAAUCUCAGUCUGAAGCAAAUAAAGAUAAUACCUUUGGAAGGUCUUCUGAUGCUUUUCAUAGCAGGGAGUGUAUUGGUUCCAGCUAUUUGAGUGUAGAGAAGAUUCCAACAGAAUAUUCAGGCCUGUCCCAGUUUCCUAGAACCAAAAAAGUCUGUGAAAGUGCCCAAGCAUUAUCAUGUGUUGUACCCAAAUCAAUGGAAUUUGUGCCUGAAUUAAGUUGUAAAAAUUCAGAUGACUUUAUUGGAAUGCACAUGUGUUCUGAUAUCCAGACUUCCAACAAAAAGAAUUGCAAAUCAGACUUUUCUAUUGACAACUGUGGGUUUUUUAGCACGGCAAGUGGUAAGCCUGUUCAGUUAUCUAAAGAAUCACUAAAGAAAGCAAGCCUACUUUUUUCUGAAAUUGAAUCUGAUUUAUCUGGUUAUCAAAAUUCUGUCCCAGAUGGCAGUUAUGAUUACAACACAGUGAAUUCUAUACAAAAAAAAGUAUUUCCCAGGGAAAAUAGAUUACAUAUAUCCCAAAGAGAAAAAAAUCCAAACAUAGAAGUACAUUUAGGCAUUCCAUGUGAUUUUAAUACAGCAUGUGGAAAACAGGUACAGAUUUCUCAGAAGGCUCUCCAAAAUGGUAUGGGACUUUUAAAAGAAUUUGAUGAUACGGGUAUCAGUGCACGUGAUUUCUUUGUUGAUGAAAAUUUAAAGCAAACUCAUAAUUCUCCAAUGAAAACUCCCAUUACAAAAAUUAAACAGGAGCAUGAAGCUAAUUCAUCUAAACCAAAGGAGAAAUGUAAAACCAGAGAGAAUCUGAAUGAAAACGAAACUUGUAAAUCCUUGCUAAAUAUUGAAAUACCUAUGUGCAUCACUUCUAUUGAGAAAUACAAGCAACCAGCAGAAUUCAAAAGAAGCUUUUCAUGUUCAAAAGAAGUAAUUGAACCUUUGAAGAUAACCCGACCAUGCCAAAGCAGAGUCAAUACCAAAUAUGGAACAGAAAGGAAUCUGGAUUUUCUUUGUCCUGCUUAUUCCCAGACUCCAGAUAAUUACUCAGAUGUAGAAGCCUCAGAAAGUGCAAAGGCUUUCAUAGAAGAUGACGAUUUCACUGAUUCAGAAGUACAAAGAAAUAUUCAAAAGUCUGUCUUGACAGCUAAUAAUUCUCUGUUACGUACAAGAAGUGGGAAAAGACAUAUGGAAAAAGAAAACACAUUUGGACAACCUCCUAUUAAAAGAAAGCUGCUGCCUGAAUUUGAUCAGUCCGAAAAAUCCAAUAGAUCAUCUUUCAAAUCUUCAAGAAGUUCUCCAUAUGGUAUUUUUUGUUUUUCAGUCUAUAUAAGUCAUCUCAAAGAUCUUUGCAGAGCUUUGGCAGAUGAAAAAUUUCUUUAUUCCGCCAAUGAACGACAAGAAAUACUGAAUCCAAAUUUUAGUAUUCCACAGCAAGUUAUGAAAGGAUCUAAGUUUGGUGGUUUUUCAGAGCGGUCUUCAAUUAAGUCAUUGGCUCAGUUUGGAAUGAUCUUAACUGAGGAAAACAAACCACAAAAUCAUUAUUCAGGGGAAAAAACUACUAAGAUCUUUGUGCCUCCUUUUAAAAUAAAAUCAAGAACUUUAGAAGAUGAAAUAAGCAAUGUCAAAGACCAUCCCUCAUUCAGUUGCAAAAGUAUCAAUGGAAUGGAAGAAUAUAACCCAAAAGAAAUUAACAAAACCUUCAUUGAAUCAGAAGAAGAUAAUUGUGCACGAAUAUCAGCUUUGGAUUCAGGACGUAGUAAAAUAGUUCAAGACAUAACAAAAAUGACACCAUAUCUUCAGUAUGCCAGAAAUCUACAACAAAUGAGAAUUUCAAAGAAACAAGAUCAAAUAAUUCAUCCACAACCAGGCAGCCUGUACCUUGUGAAAAGGUCUUCUGGUCUUUGCAGAAUUCCUUUAAAAGCUGCAGUCAAAGAGAAAUUGCCUGACUUUUAUUCCAGUGAACAGUUGUAUGCUUUUGGUGUUUCCAGGCAAAGCAUAAAAAUUAAUAGCACAAAUGCAGAAGAUUUUCAAUUUCUUAUCCAGGAUUUUUUCAGUAGAAAAUAUUUUCUAGAAGACCAUGGAAUACAGUUGGCUGAUGGAGGAUAUAUUAUUCCUAAUGAUGAGGGAAAAGCUGGAAAAGAAGAAUUCUUUUGGGCUUUGUGUGACACGCCAGGUGUAGAUCCCAAUCUAAUUUCCAAAGCUUGGGUGUAUAACCAUUAUAAGUGGAUUAUAUGGAAACUGGCAGCUAUGGAGGUUGCAUUUCCACAAGCUUUUGCCAGUAAAUGUUUGACACCAGAAGGAGUACUUCUUCAGCUAAAGUACAGGUAUGAUAUAGAAGUCGAUAAAAGUCAACGAUCAGCCAUCAAAAAAAUAACAGAAAGAGAUGAUGUUGCUGGAAAAACAAUCAUACUGUGCAUCUCUAAAAUUAUAUCAUUUAACACAAACAUGCCUCACAUUGCUGACAGUAAAAGCACCACUGAGGACAAUAAAAAAGUGGCAAUCAUUGAAGUUACAGAUGGUUGGUAUGGAAUUAGGACUGUCUUGGAUCCACCUCUUCAAUCACUGUUAUCUAAGCAGAAACUGUCAGUUGGCCAGAAAAUUGUUGUACAUGGAGCAGAACUUGUGGGAUCUCAGGAUGCAAGCACCCCUUUAGAAGCACCAGAAUCUCUGAUGCUAAAGAUUACAGCUAAUAGUACUCGACGUGCUCGAUGGUAUGCCAAAUUAGGAUAUCAUUGUGAUCCUCGGCCAUUCUCUUUGCCUUUAUCCUCAUUGUUUAGCGAUGGUGGGACUGUUGGUUGCAUUGAUGUCAUCGUUCAAAGGAUUUACCCUAUACAGUGGAUGGAAAAAGUAUCAAAAGGGUCCUGUGUGUUCCGUAACAAUCGAGCAGAAGAGAGAGAAGCUACAAAAUUUGCUGCAAAUCGACAGAAAACAUUAGAAAUAUUGUUGGCAAAAGUACAAGCAAAAUUUGAAAAGAAUGAUGAAAAUAAAGGCAAAAGAAUACUGCGAUCUCAUGCUCUAACAAGGCAACAGAUACGUGCUCUACAAGAUGGUGAAGAGCUUUAUGAAGCAAUUAUUAAUUCUGCUGAUCCAUCUUAUAUGGAGGGUUUUUUCAAUGAAGAGCAAUUAAAAGCCUUGAAUAGUCACAGACAGAUGGUCAAUGAUAAAAGGCAAGCCCAGAUAGAAGCAGAAUUCAGGAAAGCUGUGGAAUCUGCUGAGCAAGAGACAAACAGCCCCUGCAGAAGGGAUGUAUCCACCAUAAUCAAACUACAAAUUGUAGAUUAUGGGACAAAAGAAAACUCAAAAGAAGGUAUACUGAACAUCUGGCGUCCAUCCUCAGAUGUUUGUAACCUCUUAAAGGAAGGAGGCCGAUACAGAAUUUUACAUUUAUCUGCAUCUCACUCGAAAGGCAAGUUGAAAACCAACAAUAUACAGUUAACAACUACCAAGAAAACCCAGUAUCUACAACUGCCAGUUUCUCAAGAAAGUCUAUUACAAGUUUACAGACCAAGGGAAUGUCUGGUGUAUGGUAAACUACUGGAGCCCUCCUUCCGACCAGCUUGUUCUGAAGUCGAUUUGGUGGGAUAUAUAGUUUGCUUGACAAAAAGAGCAGGUUUUUGUACAUUGGUAUAUUUGUCAGAUGAACAUCAUAAUAUAAUAGCAAUCCAGAUUUGUACAGAUCUCAAGCAGCUUGCUAUUGAAGAUAUAAUCAUUCCAUCUGCAUGCAUCUCUGCAACCAAUCUUCAGUGGCGACCUGAAUUUAAAUCAGAUAUUCCCACCCUAUUUGCUGGAGAGCUUUCUGCAUUUUCUUCAAACCCAAAGGAAAACCAUCUCCAAGAAAUAUUUAAAGAAUUUAAAAAUACCAUUGAGAACAAUGAGUGCUUUAGCAAAGAUGCAGAAUACAAAAUCAUGAAUUUGCUAAAAUCAGAUCCCUUGCAAUUACUCAAUUUAUCCAAAGAAUGUGGCUUGGAUCCUCCCUGGAAAUCUGAUGCAGGAAAUAAACAAGCAAUUACAAUUCCCAGCAGUGAACGAAGACAUCAAAGUCCUUUGACCAUUGGAAAGUCAGACAUAAAGCCAUCCUUUUCUCUUGGAUCUGCAAAAGUGACACUAGAUCUUCAAGAAACUCCAAAGAACUAUAAGAAACGAAAGGCAAUGGACCUGCUCAGUCGAGUACCUUCCCCUCCACCUGUGAAACCAAUCUGUGCAUUUAUUUCACCAUCUCUAAAAAAAGCAUUUCAGCCCCCUCGAAGCACUUGUACCCAGACCAAAACAUCAGUUAAAAAAACUGAAAGUAAGAAUAACAAACAUCCACCGGUAAAGUUAAAUGGGGCUGAUUUUGCUCCUGAAAGCAAUUUUGUUGCCGAUGAGGAACUUGCAAUGAUAAAUACCCAAGCCCUCUUAAGUAAUUUUUCAGAAGAGCAAGGAGUGGGUAAAACUAUACCUGUGAUAUCUAGUACAUGAUGCUGCAGUUUUUUAUAGGCUGAUCACUCUGUCCAGCCCACUAAUAAAAAACACACACACAUGCAUCAGGGUAAUACCAAAGAGAAUUAAUUCCUACAAAGGAAAACAAAACUAACAAUUCAUUAUUGCAAUGGAAAUGUUACAGAGGCAAAGAAAAUGUCACUGUUAAUAUAGUUUGUAUUUAAUGUGUGAAUUACCUUUUAAAACUAUGAACGUUGUAAAUGUUUGUUUAGAUUUGUUUAUUACACAUUUUAGCUCAAAACAAGCAUUUUAAGACACUUCAGUAAGAACAACUAUUGCAAAUUCCUGAUAUGUAAGCCACAGGUACAUUUCUGGAUCAGAAGUUAUUAGUUUCAAAUUUUUAUCUCAAAUUUAAAGUUUUCCAAAUAUUCAAUGCAUCUUAUGUCAAAGUUAGCUUUUGCAUAAACGGCUUAGCACAAGAAUAGAUAAAAAGGUUGCAGAAAUGGA